AGCAUGUAUGAGAAAAACACCUAAAAAUAGGACUGUCCCUAAAUGUGGGAUAUCUGAUCAUCCUAAGGGGCAGAACUAUGGAAGAAGACUGGCUCAGUGGAGUUGACACUGUCACUAAGGAUGGUCUUCAGACAACUUUGGAGAACUCAAAAUCCUUCUGAAAUGGAAAGAAGAGACUUGUUUGAAGACAAAUGAAACAAAUACAGGGAUGGUCUUUGCUUGGUAGUUGAUCUAAGACAUUUCCUUCCAGCAUGAUGUCAUCUUUCUCCAGUACAAACGUCUCCUCUUCCUCAUCCACUUCUGUAAGUGACAAUGAAAGCAAAAUAAACCUCUUACUCAGCACCAGCUCCUCCGACUUGCCCUCAAGGCCACAAGCUGAAGAUUUCACCAAGGAGCUGACCUGCCCUUUGUGCCUGGAAUGGUUUAAGGAGCCAGUGAUUUUGCCUUGUGGUCACAACUUCUGCAAACCCUGUAUUGAGGAAAUCUGGGGUAGGGCGGAGGUCAGCCUGUGCCCAGAGUGCCAAGCACAGUCCCCAGACAGGCAGUACAUAAGGAACAUAGUGCUGGAAAAACUAGUGGAAAAGAUCAAGGGCUUUCAUGUAGGGAAAUGCAGCCAGCAGAAAUGCAGCAAACACGGUGAGCCUCUCAAGCUCUUCUGGAAGGUGGAUGGGAAACUGGCCUGCUUUCUCUGCAGAGAUGCCCAGAAGCCUGAAGAUCAAAGCUCCCAAUUCCUACUCCUCCCAGACGCCGUGCAGCUCUAUGCGGAAAAACUGAUCUCCACCAGAACUCAGCUGGAGGCCACCGUGCAGGAGCUAAAGACUCUGAAAAAUGCCCAGCAAGAGAAGAUCUCUUGUCACAAAGAGAACAAAUUUCAUCUUCAGCACCACAUCUCCUUAGAGUUUCUGAAACUCCAUCAGUUCCUUCAUGGAAGGGAGAAAAGAUUAAUGAAUGAGCUGCAAGAGGAGGGGAAAAUCAUCCUCCAAGAAAUGGAAGCAAAUCUAAACAAGCUCCAGGAAAAGUGGCAGCGAGCCAAGGAGACAGUGUUACGCAUUCAGUCUCGACUCUACCAGCAUAGUUCUAUCGACUUCCUUACAGGCAUAAAAACCUUCAUGGAACAGUUAGAGCAAAAAACAGGCACCUUAUUAUCUCUGGGAGCACUUGUCUGUCAUGAACUGAGCCUGGGACAGUUCAAGGGUCCAAUUCAGUACAACGCAUGGAAGGAAAUGAAAUCCAUCCUCGGACCAGGCCUUUCCUUGGUGACUCUGGAUCCGAAGACAGCGCAUCCAAACCUCGUUCUCUCUGAAGAUCUGCGCUGCGUGAGACACGAUGACACAAAGCAGAUGCUCCCAGAUACCCCAGAGAGGUUUGAUUCCAGUGUUGCUGUCCUGGGAUCUGAAGGAUUCACUUCAGGGAAACAUUAUUGGGAAGUGGAGGUGGAGAACAAGACCAAAUGGACUUUGGGGGUGGUCAAAGAGUCCAUCAGCCGGAAAGGGAACAACACGUUAUCACCCAGGGAUGGAUACUGGCUUAUAAGGCUCAGGAACAGGAAUAAGUUUAAAGCUUUGGAUAUACCUGUGAGAGGUCUGACCCUGAACACUAGCCUGUCUAGGAUUGGGGUGUAUCUGGACUAUGAGGGGGGACAGGUGUCCUUUUAUGAUGCUAAUAAGAUGUCCCAUAUCUACACUUUCAUGGACACUUUCACAGAAAAGCUUUACCCGUACUUCUGUCCCUGCUUGAAUGACUCCAGUGAGAACAGUGAACCCCUGAAAAUCUUCUUCAACAUGUAGGAGCGGAUUUGCUGAUGGCUUCCCCCACGAAGCAGGUUUCCCUAGAUACCAGUAGGUCUGAAACAAGGCUCAUAGAUCUAGUAACUGAUGUUACUAAAAAUGUGUUGAAUAUAGCAGGGUGUUUCCCUUCCAACACACCCAGCAUCACAAAUGCUGUUUGAAGCACUUGCCUUUGACGAUUUCUUAGGGUUUUCCAGGUUCAGGGGCAGGAGUCUGGGGAGUGGGGAGGGUUUGGUGGGAGGUUGGGACUUCUGCCAUGAGUGAGUCCUGAUUCAGUCUCACUCUAUUUUGUUGAUGGAAAACGUUCUUGAGGCCUGGCAAAUACUCCAAACUUGACCAGGUCCACUGGCUGGGACAGGAUCCAUUGGGCUGGGAUCAU
Chelonoidis abingdonii (Abingdon island giant tortoise) is the source of this 2166-nucleotide messenger RNA. RefSeq names its product tripartite motif containing 69 (gene TRIM69). NCBI's taxonomy places the organism in Eukaryota, Metazoa, Chordata, Testudines, Testudinidae. The record is from RefSeq and is a predicted model, not a curated record. Gene Ontology annotation, molecular function: protein binding; metal ion binding.